Molecule: messenger RNA, 1924 nt
Organism: Anopheles stephensi (Asian malaria mosquito)
Lineage: Eukaryota; Metazoa; Arthropoda; Insecta; Diptera; Culicidae
Product: phospholipase A2 inhibitor
Exons: 4
Coding region: 137-1654 (505 amino acids)
Molecular function (GO): protein binding
Source: RefSeq, a predicted model, not a curated record
UAAGGGAUCCAGGCGUGCUCAUACAUUCAAGUUCAUACACUUGAAGAGACGAAGUAUACAUUCUGUCCAGGUUGGGGCAGUUGUGUCGAACUACUGUAGCAAUUAAUAGUAUUAGUUUGUUCGCACUAGAGAAACAAUGAGCACAGUACGCAGCAUACUUGUGCUGUUGGUGAUUGUCGGUGCGGGUACGACCGGUGCGAUUAACGAAGACGGACCAUCGAUCUGUGACAGAUGCACGUGCCUGAUCGCCAACACAAGCUCUACCGUGCUGAGCUACGAUCUGCUGGACUGCUCGCGCAAAAACCUACAGCACAUGAUCGGCAGCUGGCCGGAACGUUUCGACACCACCGAUCCAGACCGUGAGAUUGUCCUCUCGCUAUCGUUCAACAAUAUUACCAAGCUGGAGCAGCUUCCCGCCACCAACACGAACCUGGUGUUUAGCUGCCGCCAUUGCAAUCUAGAAAGUCUGGCCGGUGGUUUGUUUAUCGAUACGGCUAACGUUUUACGCGUGGACCUUAGCUUCAACAAGCUUUCCGGUGAUUCACUCGGUGGUGAGGUGUUUCGGGGACAGUACAAUGCGGCAGAGAACGGUGUACCGUUGAUGUUGGACGAGCUGGAUCUAUCGUCGAACGUGAUAACGCAGCUGCAGGAUGAUGCAUUCGCGCAUAUCGUCAGCUUGCGCCAUCUUUCGCUAGCCCGCAAUCCGCUCGGCCAGAUAACGGCCAGCACGGCGAGAGCAUUGGCGCAGCUGGUUAACCUAGAGCACCUGGAUUUAUCGUACGCCUCGCUAACGGAUAUUGAUGAAUCGGUUUUCGGUGAGCUGCGGGCGCUCAGUGAACUCUACAUACAGGGCAAUCUGUUCACAACGAUACCGGAAGCAGUGUACCAGCUGGGAUCGUUACAGUUUCUACAACUGGCCGAAAAUCCGAUUGAAGUGCUUAACUUUGAUCAUCCACUCGAGCAGUUGGUGCAGCUCAAUGUCAGCAGCAUGGCAGUGCUGCAUACCGUCGAGGUUGAUUCGUUUUCAAAUGUUAAGCUACUAAGAACGUUUACGGCACGGAACAAUACGGCACUGGAAGUGUUCGAUUUGACGGUGUUGCAACACGUAUCCUACUUGAAAGAGCUGGAUCUAUCCCAAUCGAGUUUAAAACACCUGCACACACCGACAGCAGCUGAAGCUGCUGUUGCACAGCACGAAGAGGGUGCAUACAGCAACGCACUCGAGGUACUAUUGCUGGACGAAAACCCAUGGCACUGUGACUGUGCGCUGCAGCAGGUGCUUCAGUUUGUACGGUUUGCCAACCUACCAGACUACGACGAGGAGGACGAAACCCGGUGCGAAACGCCCUACAUACUGACCUCGUUACAUCUGUCCGAGCUAACCCACAUCGAGGUGUGCGAUCAGCCGGCACACGAUGCACUGAACAAUGCGAUGUACGAGAAGCCCGCCUUUCUGCGGCCGGGUGCCAUCUUCCUGUCGCUACUUUCGGUAGGCAUCGUGGUCGGUUUGGGCAUCAUUAUAGGGCUCGUCAUCGUGUGCCUGAAGCGGCGGCUCAAGGCACAAGGGUUGGGAUUUACCUCGCCGGUUCGGUACACCUCGGUACGGGAUAGUACAACGUCGGCCGUGUAUCAAACGUACCCUGCCGCCCAGUGAAUGCAAAACCCAGCGUAUGCUUUAGCCCAUAAGCAAACUUUUUAUAGACCAAUGCGAAUCGUUAGCAUAGUUCAUAUCCGGCAUUACAUGAUGUAAUUGUAAACUGUAUUGAGAUUAGUGAUUGAAGUUUUCCGUACAAUAAUAGGAUGCUGUAGUGAAUAUGUUAAACAUUCUUUUUUUUCUAAGCUUUAACUUUCGAAACUUUCGUUGUAACAUUUUCAAAAAUUAACGAAAAAGGAAUAAACACAGCAAACACACCGCCAUUUAAAA